ACUCUGCCGCCUAACCGGAACUGCGCUUCCCUUUGCACGGAGCACUUCCGGGGUCAGAGGUGACGGCUUCCGGCAACUAAUGCCUCUCCCGGACACAGAUCGCCCCCUCCCCUUUUCACUUUGCCCGCAGGCCAGUUUAAAAAAAUGGAACCUUGUUCCUGUGACACUUUCGUGGCAUUACCUCCAGCAACAGUGCAAAAUAGGAUUAUUUUUGGAAAAAAUUCAGAUAGACCCUGUGAUGAAGUACAAGAGGUAGUUUAUUUUCCUGCUGCAGUUCACGAUAACCUGAGAGGACAUCUUAAGUGUACUUACAUAGAAAUUGAUCAGGUCCCUGAAACAUAUGCUGUUGUUCUCAGUCGCCCAGCUUGGUUGUGGGGCGCAGAAAUGGGAGCCAAUGAACAUGGAGUUUGCAUUGGGAAUGAAGCUGUUUGGGGAAGAGAAGAAGUUUGUGAUGAAGAGGCGCUACUGGGCAUGGACCUUGUCAGACUUGGCCUUGAAAGAGCUGAUACAGCUGAAAAAGCUCUCGAUGUCAUUGUUGAUUUAUUAGAGAAAUAUGGCCAGGGUGGAAAUUGUUCAGAGGAUGGUAUGGCAUUUAGCUAUCACAACAGUUUCCUAAUAGCUGAUAGGAGUGAAGCCUGGAUUCUGGAGACUGCAGGGAAGUACUGGGCAGCAGAAAAAGUACAAGAGGGAGUUCGUAAUAUUUCUAAUCAGCUUUCUAUAACGACCAAGAUUGAUCGGGAACACCCAGACAUGAGAAACUAUGCUAAGCGGAAAGGUUGGUGGGAUGGUAAAAAGGAGUUUGAUUUUGCAGCGACAUAUUCUUAUAUUGACACAACCAAGAUGACAAUUUCACCAGGAAGAUACUGUGAAGGCUACAAACUUCUGAAUAAACACAAAGGAAACAUAACUUUUGAAACAAUGAUGGAAAUUCUCCGAGAUAAACCAAGUGGCAUUAAUAUGGAGGGAGAAUUCCUGACCACUGCAAGCAUGGUUUCUAUUUUACCUCAAGAUUCCAACUUUCCUUGCAUUCACUUCUUUACUGGGACUCCUGAUCCUGAGAGAUCUGUUUUUAAGCCUUUCAUAUUUGUGCCAAAUAUUUCACAACUACUGGACACCAGUUCACCAAUAUUUGAAUUUGAAGACCCAGUAAAAAAGAAGCCACAUUUUAAGACUAAACCUGAUAGAAGACACCCACUCUACCAAGAGCAUCAACAGGCAUUGAAAGUAAUAGAUAACAAGGAGGAAAAAGCCAAAACAAUGUUGGAGAACAUGAGAAAACUGGAGAAAGAACUAUUCAAAGAGAUGGAAUCAAUCCUUCAAAACAAGCAUCUUGAUGUGGAUAAAAUUGUUAAUCUUUUUUCUCAGUGUACAAAAGAUGAAAUUCGAAUUUAUAAGUUAAAUAUUAGUUCUUAAUUAUCAUCUAAAUGGUCCACGAUCUUCCUCAAAGUCAGAAUCAAUCACCGUGGUAAAUGAUAUGAAUCUAGUGUGAGCAGAUAUGAUUAUUGUUUAAUAGCAUUCAAGUGAUAGCUUGACUAUUAAAACUGCAUAUAAUUGCUGAAAUAUCAAGAAAGAAAAUAACAUCGAAAUUAGACACAUAUAUUAUGGGAUAGCCAGUUGUUACAAUCAGAUGCUGCUGAUUCCGCUCGUGCAAAUAACAGAACGUGUGGUAUGAC
Messenger RNA from Myotis myotis, 1673 nucleotides. RefSeq names its product secernin 3 (gene SCRN3). Lineage: Eukaryota; Metazoa; Chordata; Mammalia; Chiroptera; Vespertilionidae. Bases 145 to 1413 code for a protein of 422 amino acids. The record is from RefSeq and is a predicted model, not a curated record. Gene Ontology annotation, molecular function: cysteine-type exopeptidase activity; dipeptidase activity. The transcript has 9 exons. Gene Ontology annotation, biological process: proteolysis.